CCCACUUCCCCCCCCCCACCCCUCUCAACAACCUCCGUCCCGUUCCUCCCUUCUCUCUCUCUCUCUCUCUCUCUCUCUUCGGAUUUCCAUACACCAAAACGGAAACCCACCUCACUCCCGUUCCCCCCCUCUUUGAUUUGAUUCCCAACCCUUAUAAUCCAUUCCCAUUCUCUCCCCAAAAAAAAAUAAAAAAUGAGCUGCUUCUCUUGCUGUACUUGAUUGACAAACAAAUUUGGAGAUUCUCGGAAUCGGAAUCCAUGGCGUCAACACUGAUCUCGAAUCCCGUAACCACCUCCGACCGGCCUCGCGAUUCAUCUAGAAUACAACGCAAGAAGAAGAAGAAGCUGCAGGCCAAACAGGACCACCACCUUCUCGUUCAACACUCCCAAACCAAAUGGAAAUCCGAAGCCCAGCAGCAAAUUUACUCCUCCAAAUUGCUCCAGGCGCUGAACCAGGUCUCCUCCGCUGAGCCCAGGAGCCAGUCGUCGUCGUCGUCCACGUGUCCUCCUCCUCCUCCUCGACGGGGUCGGGCCGUCCGUGAGGCCGCCGACCGGGUCCUGGCCGUGGCCGCCAAGGGGAGGACCCGCUGGAGCCGGGCCAUUCUCACCAACCGGCUCAAGCUCAAGUUCCGGCAGCACAGGAAGCAGCAGAGGGCGGCGGCGGCCACCGGGACCGGCCGGUUGAAGAAGCAGAAGUUCAGCGUUUUCCGGUUGAAGGGGAAGGGCUUGCCGGCUGUGCAGAGGAAGGUCCGGGUGCUCGGCCGGUUGGUCCCCGGUUGCCGGAAGCAGCCGCUGCCGGUGAUUCUAGAAGAGGCUACUGAUUAUAUUGCGGCGUUGGAGAUGCAGGUCCGAGCCAUGAGCCGGCUCACACAGCUGCUUUCAGUAUCCGGUUCUACUUCCGGCGCCGGCGGAUCAAGUUCUUCGCCGCCGCCCAGUUGAUCAGACCCCACCACCAGUGGCAAAUCGCCAUGUGUCACUCUUUUUAUAUUUUUAUUUUAUUGUUCUUCUUCGUCUCUCUUUCUGUGCAAGUAAUGCUCAUCAUCAUCACCAUGAAUCAAGUCCCCUCUGUUCAAAAUCAAUGUCUCUGUUAAAUACCUGUGUCUAGCUUUAAGGAAAAGCUUUUUUUCUUUUUCAAGUAAUUUUAUUCUAUCAGCCUCUCACAUCCAAGUUUGGAAAAACAAGAAGGAAAAUUUAAUAGAAUAAUUUUGAACUGCUGGAUUAGAAUUUUCACCUGAA
Molecule: messenger RNA, 1235 nt
Organism: Rosa chinensis
Lineage: Eukaryota; Viridiplantae; Streptophyta; Magnoliopsida; Rosales; Rosaceae
Product: transcription factor bHLH147
Exons: 1
Coding region: 258-938 (226 amino acids)
Biological process (GO): regulation of DNA-templated transcription
Molecular function (GO): protein dimerization activity
Source: RefSeq, a predicted model, not a curated record